AUGAUAAAGAACGAAUUAGAUUACUUAAAAUAUAUCAUUUGUGAUAUAUUUGGAUCUUGUUGUAGCGACAUCGUUGAGAUAAUUCUUCUUUAUGGGAAUAAGUUGAGCAUAUACGAGUUAAUAAAUUUAUCUUCUUACGAGUUUAAUGUAGUAAGAAACGUUUUAUUGUGUUUACUUAUUCACAACAUUGUGGAUGUAAAUAUAAUUUAUAGUAAAUCGAUUGAAUGUCAUCAUUUGUCUCCAGAAGAAACUAGAGGCGUUGUAAAUAUGGAUGAUAAUAACAAAACAUAUAAUGAUAAUAAUAAAACAUAUCAUGAUAAUAAUAAUAAUAAUAAUAAAACAUAUCAUGAUAAUAAUAAUAAUAAUAAAACAUAUCAUAAUAAUCACAACAAAAUGACGUACCUUUUUAAAGUUGGAAAAAAUAAAAAAAAAAAUAUUUGUUCACAUUAUAAACAUAAUGAAGAAAUAAAAACCAUUCCAGAUAUGCAGAACGAAGAAAUGCAAUCAUUCAAUUUUUUGUGUAAUAGUAAGAAUUAUGAAUAUAUGAAAAGAUGUAAAUGUGAUUCAUGUAUAUGCAAAAUUAGAAGAGUAGAAUAUUUUGUUAUCAUAAAAAAUAUAUAUAUUCUUGUUAGAUAUCCUUCUAUACUUUAUUAUAUACAUCCUACAUGUAUUAUAAAAGACAAAAAAAGUAUAUCAUCUACAAAUAAUUUAUCUACAAUCUCUUCUGAUAUGCAUGUUGAUAUGAAUAACUACAAUUUUUUUAAUUCUGAAAUGAUAGAUGAAUUUGAAAGUAUAACCAAUUCAUAUGAUGACAAUAAUUCCAACAUAAUGAAAAAUAAUAAUAUGCAAAGAGAUAAAAAUAAGAGUGUACACAAUAAUAAUCAUAUUAAUCAUAAUAAACAUAAUGAUAAUAAUAAUAAUAAUAAUAAUAGUGAUAAUAAUAAUAGUGAUAAUUAUAAUAAUAAUAGUGAUAAUUAUAAUGAUAAUUAUAAUUAUUAUUAUUUAUAUAACACGAACCAAGACAAAGAUGAUCCACUUUUUCUUAAUUCCACAGGACAUGCCCAAAAAAAAGAAACUUUUCAAUUCAUUAAAAAAAUUAUUCUCAUAAGAAUUAUAAAAAAUGGUAGGAUGACUAUAAAUAAGUGCAUAGAAAAUUUAAAUAAUGAUGACUAUGCGGAGGUUUGUAAAAAAGAUGUUCCUGAGAUAAAUAAAAAUUAUUUGAGAUUCUUAUUUUUAGAAUUAUUAAGAAAAAGAUUUAUAAAGAAAUGUAAAUAUUUUAACGAGCAUGACUGUGAAAAUGAUAAACGACAACAAUAUGAUGUGUUUAAAAAUGAUAAUUACAAAAAAAUAUAUACAAAUAAUAUAAUAACUGAGAGGUCUAAUGAUAUUCAGAUGGAACAAAAUGCCCACAUAGAUGAAACAUCCAUGUUAUUACAUAACCACACAAAUAAUAAUAAUAAUAAUAAUAAUAAUAAUAAUAAUAAUAAUAAUAAUAAUAAUAAUCAUGAUAAUUAUUAUAAUUGUAAUUAUUUGAAUGAUAUAAACCGUGAGGUCCAAACAGAUAAUUACCCAUUCAAUCAUAUGAACCCAAAUGAAGAUCCACAUAAUAUGAAAAAGAAAUAUAAUAAAAAUAGUAUAAGUAACAAAAAAAAAAAACAUAUUGAAAAAGAUGAAAUUUGUCAUAAUACAGAUAUUUUAAAAAAUAAUUUGAAAAGAAGAAAAGUCGAUGAUGAUAUUAUUAUUAUAACAGAACAAGAAAAUUAUAUACCCAAUAAUAUUACUACACAACAUAAAAGAAAAGAACUUAAAGCACUAUUAUAUAAUGAUGAUAGUAGUAAUAUAAAAACAAAUAAAUCUAUAAAAACAUAUAACGAAUAUAAUAUAAAUGGAAUAUAUAAAAAUAAUGAUAAUCUAUUAAAAUUUAUAGAUAAUAAGUAUACCUAUUUUCAAGUUGAUACUGAUACACUAUCAAUUAUAUAUCUCAAACAAGAAUGCUUUAAUUUUAUUAGUCAUUUUUUUAAUUUGAAUGAAGUAUCUAAAUGUAUAUUUUUUGUUUUAUUAUAUAAUGUCAAAUUUGUUUAUUCUCAAGAACAAAAUUAUUAUAAAGAUACAUCAUUAUUUUUAUCUUUUGAAUAUAUAGAGAAAUGUGUAAUAAAUAAAUUAAAAAGAAAUAAAAAUAUAUUUGUUGAUAAACAUGUUGUAUUACAAAAUUUAAAUUCAUUAAUAAAAUUACCUGACCAAUUAAUACAAAUUAAAUGUAAUCAAGUUAUAACAUAUGCAGCAGAUUUUUUUAAUAUAAAAAAUAUUUAUAAAAAAAAAAUUAUAUCAAAUGUUCUAGAAAAUAUGACAGGUCUUGAAGCUUUAAGAAUAUGGAAAUAUCUACUCACAAAUUCUGAAGAGAAAAUGAAUGAUGAAUUAAUAAGUGAAAAUGUUCUAAUACCUUUAAAUGAUGUCAGAAAAAAAUUAUAUCACUUAUUAUAUCAUGGUUAUAUCAAAGCACAUGAAUAUAAUAAUUCAAAUAAUAAUAAAACAUAUAUAAAACAUUCAUUAUCAUUCUCAACUGAUUUUUUUUUUACAAGUAAUAAAGUUAAAGAAAAUCUAUAUACUAUAGCAAAAAAUAUUUAUAUUCGAAAGUUUCUAGAAAAUAAUGAAAUCAAUACACUACAUAAUAAAUCAAAUAUAUGUAUGAAUGAAACACAAAAUCAUAAUAAAAAAAAAAAAAUUACUUUAACCUCAAAGGAGUAUGCAGUGGAUUAUUUGGAAAUGGCUUUAAUAAACAUGGACAAGCUUAUAUUUAUAUUCUCAUCAUAA
Plasmodium gaboni is the source of this 2811-nucleotide messenger RNA. RefSeq lists its product as hypothetical. NCBI's taxonomy places the organism in Eukaryota, Apicomplexa, Aconoidasida, Haemosporida, Plasmodiidae. The record is from RefSeq and is a predicted model, not a curated record. The transcript has a single exon. The coding region runs from base 1 to 2811 and encodes 936 amino acids.